Messenger RNA from Strongyloides ratti, 3156 nucleotides. RefSeq names its product GPCR, family 3, metabotropic glutamate receptor and GPCR, family 3 and Extracellular ligand-binding receptor domain and GPCR, family 3, nine cysteines domain and GPCR, family 3, C-terminal domain and Periplasmic binding protein-like I domain-containing protein. Gene Ontology annotation, cellular component: postsynaptic density membrane. Lineage: Eukaryota; Metazoa; Nematoda; Chromadorea; Rhabditida; Strongyloididae. Bases 1 to 3156 code for a protein of 1051 amino acids. Gene Ontology annotation, biological process: G protein-coupled glutamate receptor signaling pathway; regulation of synaptic transmission, glutamatergic. The record is from RefSeq and is a predicted model, not a curated record. The transcript has 7 exons. Gene Ontology annotation, molecular function: G protein-coupled receptor activity involved in regulation of postsynaptic membrane potential; adenylate cyclase inhibiting G protein-coupled glutamate receptor activity.
AUGUUAUAUUCACAUGUGACAUUACUUAUGCUUAGAGUAAUUGAUAUUUACUCGAAACAAUCUGUCCAACAAAGUACUACAAGAAUGUUGGUAGCUGAAAUUCCUGGUGAUAUUCAAAUUGGGGCAUUAUUUCCAGUUCAUAGACAAAUUCAGGGUAGUGAAAGUUGUGGAGAAAUUUGGGAAUCUUAUGGUAUUCAAAGGAUAGAAGCCAGUUUUUUAGCAUUAAAAUAUUUAAAUAAAAGACUACCAUUUAAAUUAGGAAUUGAGAUACAUGAUACAUGUUGGAGUGAACGUGUAACUAUUAAUUCAUUAAUUAGAAUGUUAAAAGAAAAUGUUGCUCAAAAUAAAUGUUGUACAACUCCAGGAUGUGAAAAGAAAAAUAAUGCUGUUAUUUCAGCAGUUUUAGGUCCUGGAAAAAGUUCAACAGCUUUAUCAGCACAAAAUUUACUUCAAGUAUUUAAAAUUCCUCAAAUAGGUUACUCAUCAACAUCUAUUGAAUUGUCUGAUAAGGAAAGAUUUGCCUACUUUACACGAGUUGUCCCAUCUGAUGUAUGGCAGGCUCGUGCUAUAUUUGAAGUUAUUCAACAUUUUAAUUGGACGUAUGUUGCUGUGGUUUAUUCAGCUGGUAAUUACGGUGAGAAAGGUUAUGAAGAACUUUUAAAAAUAACUAAUGAAAAUGUUUGUAUAGCACAUUCUGAGAAAGUAAAACCUCUUGCACCAGAAGAAGAAUUUAGGAGAGCUCUUAAACAAAUUAUUAAUCUUAAAAUUGUCCCUAAAGCUAUAGUUUGUUUUUGUGAAGGUGAAGUUGCCAAAGCAAUGUUAGCAGCACAAAGAUAUUUAAUUUCAAAAGAUAAAAAUAUUGAAAAAUUUCAAUGGAUUGGUUCUGAUGGUUGGGCUGAUAGAAAAGAUGUUGUUGCUGGUUUAGAAGAUGAGGCAGCCGGUAGUUUUACAAUACGAAUUCACUCUCCUAGAAUUGAAGCAUUUGAAAAACAUUAUUUUAAUCUUAAUCCUGAAAAUAAUUCUGUCAAUCCAUGGUUUCGUGAUUUUUGGCAACAAAAAUUUGAAUGUCAAUUUGUGAUUCCAAAAGAAGAAAUUGGAUUAAAAAAACAAUGUACUGGUAAUGAAAGUUUAAAAAUUGGUUAUGAACAGGAUCCUAAACUGUCUCAAGUUAGUAAUGCUAUUAGAGUUCUUGGUGAGGCAUUAGAAAAAAUGUAUAAAGAUAGAUGUGGAUUAGACAAAAAUUUUACUGAAUGUACAGCAAUGCAUACAAUUAAUGGAACUUUACUUUUCAAGUAUAUACUUAAUGUCACUUUUAUUGAUGAAUUUCAGCAAGUUAUUACAUUUGAUCAAAAUGGUGAUGCACCAGCAUGGUAUGAUAUUCUUAAUUAUGUUGGUAAAAAUGGUGGUUAUAAAUUAGCUGGAAGUUUUAGACAAUUUCCUUCAGGAAAUUAUAGUUUAAAAUUUCAUAAAAAACGCAUUAUAUUUUAUAAUAAUACAUAUAAUGUUCCAAUUUCUGUUUGUAGUCAACCAUGUGGAAGAGGACUAAAAAGAACACCAACAACUGCAUGUUGUUGGUUAUGUGAACAAUGUGGAGCAAAUGAAAUAGUUAAUCAAACAACUUGUGUAGAAUGUCCAUCAGCUUAUUGGCCUGAUGAAGAAAGAUUAACUUGUUUUCCAUUACCUGUUAAUUACCUUCAAUGGCAUUCACCUGGUGUUUUAGCUGCAUUAAUUUUUGCAAUACUUGGAAUACUCUCAACUAUCUUUAUUAUUAUUACAUUUGUUAAUCAUAAUUCAACACCUGUAGUUAAAUCAACUACACGUGAAUUAUCAUAUAUCAUUUUAUGUGGUAUUAUAGCAUGUUACGGUGUUACAUUUGCUAUUUUAGCUAAACCAACUUUUAUAUCAUGUUUUAUAUCAAGAACCUUGCCUCCAAUUGCCUUUUCAGCUGUAUAUGCAGCAUUAUUAACAAAAACAAAUAGAAUAGCUAGAAUAUUAGCAGGAUCUAAAAAAAGAAUAUUAACAAAAAAACCACGAUUCCUUUCUACUUUUUCUCAGGUUGUUAUAACAUGGAUUCUUGUAGGUAUUCAGGGAAUUAUUGUAGCAGUUGGUGUUAUAAAAGAAAUGCCAAAAGCAAAUUAUGAUGAAAAUUUUUUACCAGCAAAAGUUGUCCUUGUUUGUACCUCAUCAACUCCUGCCUUUUUAUCACCAUUUUUUUGGAAUUUAUUUUUAAUUAUUCUUUGUACAUUAUAUGCUGUUAAAACAAGAAAUCUUCCUGAAAAUUUUAAUGAAGCUAAAUUUAUUGGAUUUACAAUGUAUUGUACACUUGUUGUUUGGUGUGCAUUUAUUGUUCUUCAUUUUGGUGCUGUAAAUAAAGCUCUUAUCAUGAGCUUUUCCUUCUCCUUAUCUGCAUCUAUUGCAUUAAUUAUUCUUUUUGCACCAAAAGUUUAUAUUAUUAUUUUUCAACCAGAAAAAAAUGUUCGUGCUUCAUAUACAACAACUAAAUUAAUUAGAUGCCAUUUUGGUAAUACACAAGGAAAUGUUGAAAAUAAAAAUCGUUCUAUAUCAAAAGCUAGAUCCUCAACACAAAGUCUUUCAUAUAGUUGCCCUACACGUACAGCAUCGCUUCAUAUUGCUGCUAACCAAUCUUCUAUCAUAUCUUCAUCAGGUCAAACAACGAAAAGUGAUGUUUCAACACAAACAGAAAGUAAUAUUUUACAUACUUCAUCAUCAUUACUUCCUUCACAACCAUUUCGUUUCAAAAGAACAUUAUCUGUAUCUCAUGGUAAAAAGAAAUCUAUUGGUGAAGAUGUAAUACAAUUAAUUGAUUCAUGUAGAAAAUAUCAAGAAGAUAGACUUCAUUCAACAGUAAUAAAUGCACCAAAAAAUUUAUUAUUAGAAGUUGAAGAGGAUGAUGAUGAUACAGAGGAUGAACAUAUCUCAGGUAUGAUAAAAAAUACAUUACAAAAUCAAAUGAGAACAGUUUUAUCAACAGUUAAUCCAACAACAUUAGGAAAUUUAGUGUUAACUGAUGAUUCACAUUCUGGAGGUGUUCGUAAUCCAGCUGCUGAAAUAGAUCCUGAUGAUAGUCAUUUUGAAGAGUUUUUACGUUCCACUGGUUUACAUUCUCUUAACUUAAGUAACGCAACACAACUUUAA